AUGAAACAAACGUAUGAACUGUCUUCCGAUGAGGACGUAGAAAAUGAUUCAACUGCCGCUGCUUCCGAUAGCAAGAGAAAUGGUUCAGAGAGGAAUCUUGAUGAUCAUCAAGCUAAACGGUCAUCCACAGAUUGGAAAUCAACAAGUCCGUCCAUUCAUCAUGAUGAUAAAUCAAGUCCGGAAAUAUAUGACUCAUCACCAAGACUGGUUGAUGCUUCUUCUCGGGCCUCAUCCGCUAUGACCAUGGAUCAGUUUUUACAAUUCUAUAAUCAAUUAUUGAUCAAUGUUUUUUUUACGGAACAAGGCUUUGCUAGCUUACCUCCAGGCUUACAAGUUGUUUUUGAUCAUUUUACGGAAAAGUCUCACCAUCCAUUGAGUAUGGAAAAAGUGGCAGCAUUUGAAGGAGAGCAACCGAAAUCAUCUCAAACAAGCUCACCACGAAAAUCUUUGACUUCUCAAAAUACUGAUAUUACUACUCCUAAACAAGUCCACAAACAACAUGUUGUGACUUCGUCUAAAUCGUCCCCUAAGAUGGUCACACCAACAGCCUCUCCAAGUAAAUCGGCUGUAUCUUUGACCGAAAAGUCAACAGUAAGCCCAUUAAACAAAACUAGUUCAUCUGAGAAGGCGUCAACCAGUAGGCCAAGUUCUAAUGACACGAAUGACAAGAAAAGAAAAAAGACUAGUACUUCCACACCACGCACAACCAAGAGAAAAAAGAUUCAAAAACGCACACCAAAACAAAGUAAACAAUCAGUGGACGGAGAAGAGUUAGGUGAAGAUGAAUAUUUCGUGAAAGCAAUUUUGGAUCAUAAAAUAGAAAACGGAAAAAAGAAAUACUUGAUACACUGGAAAGGUUAUCCCAAAUCAGAAUCCACGUGGGAGCCUGCAGAAAACAUUCACGCCGAUCUCAUCACAGACUAUGAAAAUAAGCUGAAAGCAAAGAAAAAGAGGUAA
Messenger RNA from Naegleria lovaniensis, 957 nucleotides. RefSeq lists its product as uncharacterized. NCBI's taxonomy places the organism in Eukaryota, Heterolobosea, Eutetramitea, Acrasida, Naegleriidae. The coding region runs from base 1 to 957 and encodes 318 amino acids. Gene Ontology annotation, biological process: chromatin organization; negative regulation of transcription by RNA polymerase II. The transcript has a single exon. Gene Ontology annotation, cellular component: pericentric heterochromatin. The record is from RefSeq and is a predicted model, not a curated record. Gene Ontology annotation, molecular function: chromatin binding.